UGGGCCGUGCUUCUGUUAGCGGAGCUCUCCGCUGCUCCCGGCCGUGCGUGGGGAUGGCCGGCAGCGUGCGCGGCCGCUCUGCGGGCAACCUCCCGGGCCUCGGCCCGCCGAGCGAUUCGGAGCAGCUUAGCAGGUCCUACCCGUGGGCCGGUGGCGGCAGGAGGAGCCGGCUGACUGGGCUGUGCCGGCGGGGAGUCUCGCUGUCCGGGGAGAAAUGGAGCUCUUACUGCUUCUCUUCGCUGGCAGCUCAUAAUGUUUGUGCCAGCAAAAUUGGGAACUCUUGGGCUCAGCGGGACUCUUGCUCUCUUUCCAUUUCUGUUGGAAGUUCUUCUUGCUCCUUUGUGCAUGCCCCUGCCCUGGAGGAAUCCAGCCAGCGCUUCCUGACUGCUGCCCGCAAUCCAAACCAGGCCAUCUUCACUGUGGAUGUCACCACAACGGAGAUUCUAGUGGCUAAUGACAAAGCUUGCAGGCUGCUUGGGUGCAGCAGUCAGGAACUCAUUGGUCAAAAGCUUUCCCAUUUCAUAUCCAAAUGCAACCAAGAGACACGAGAAGCUGUGGAUGAUGAAUAUUUAGAAACUGAUGAAUGUUCAUCAAUGGUUUCAGGAACUGUGGUGGAUGUUAUCAACCAUCUCAAAGAGAAGAUCCCCGUCUCGGUGUGGCUGAGGCGAAUAAGAAUCAAGGACAACCAGCGCUGCGUGGUUCUGCUGGAGCCAGUGGAAAGACUUUCAGCUUUUGUUUCCUUCAGAGCUGACGGAGGCAUUACAUCGUGUGACCUUCUUUUUGCCCAUCUCCAUGGCUACCCAACGUUGGAAGAAGUAGUUGGACUCCACAUAAAGGACCUGAUUCCUGCUGUGCAGAUCCCUCUCCUAGGCAAAAAAAUCCCAAAGAACCUCAAGGUUCAGAGAGCUGUAGGUCGAUCCAGAGAGGGUAAUGUGUUUCCUCUUACUUUAAAACUACAAGUUAGCCUUCUGGAGGAGGACCGAGUGACAGCACAGAACAAUGGUGUUCUACAGACAGAAAGAGAAAUCUCUUUCCCAGACUAUCAUUACACUGCUGCAGUUGAAGUUUUCUCUACCAUCAGUGGCCUUAUUACUGUACAGUCAGAUGGAACCAUCCAGUGCAUCAAGGAUAGUUUUGCUUUAACACUGUUUGGCUAUGAGAAGAAAGAACUGUUGGGGAAGAACAUAACAUUCCUGAUCCCUGGUUUCUAUAACAACAUGGAGAGAAGCAAUGACUGCUCCUUGCCAUUACCUCCUCUUGAUGACUCCCUGGGGACAGACAGUGAGUGCUUCUUUGAGGAUGUUUCUGCCUGCCAUAUGACUGGUUCUGGUUGCCGUAGCAAAGGUGACAACUUUGUUUCUGCAUCUUCGGCCAACCUGCUGUCAAGAGAUGAAGAGCAGAAAUUGGCAAGAAGACACAGAGAAGACAGGUUGCUAUGUGGUGAGACUAAGCAGAAGAAUGGGAGCAGUCUCUUAUCUACUCCCUCAUCUCCUGAAGUGGCAGCCAUACUUUCAAAUCGUGGAGACAGCAUUGUGGCUGAUGAGCUGCCAGCCCACUGUGCAGAGCCUUCUCCUGAAACCCAGCCUGACAGAAUCAGAGCACUGGAACACUGCAGGGUGGUGGAAAAUGGAAGAUCAUGUUAUCCUCCAGAAAUGCACCCUGCAUGGGUAUCUCCUUCGUCAUCUGCUUCAGAGCAGUUGGGUUUAAAUCAGAACUUAAAGACACCAUUAAGAAGUAGCCAUAGUGCAGCAUCUGGUACCUCUGAGACUGGGAAUGCCAGCGAGAGCAGCUUCUUGCUUAAUCAAUUACACGUUCAUCAUCAAGACCCAAAAGAAUUAAAUUGUCAGCAGGUCUCUAUGUUGCUGUAUGAAAUGCUGAAGGAUCAGCCCUCCACCAGUGCUCAAGGACAAUCUUCUUCAGCAAACGUUGCCUGCUUCACUAUUUUUUCUAGCCCAGUAGAUGAGCUAGAUACUGCAUCCAGAGGACUGAGUAAGCAACUUUCUUGUCUUCCUUGUAACUCAUCUGGAACACCGAAAAUAAAUGAACCACCACCUGGGACAACACUAAGCUGCACGCAAGAUUUUCAAAGUCAUGUGGCUAGAGGACAGUUGGCAAAAACUAGCUUCAUGUGUGAUGGAAAGCAUUCCAGUCUUGAGCACAGUGUUGCUGAAAGCAGCUUGCUAAAAGAUGCAAAUUUCAUUGCAAAUGGAAGAAAUAGUAUCCACGAUGGUGGCUCAGGAAAUACAAUGGGUUGCACUGGUUCUGCACUGGGAGCUGCCCCAACCUUCAGAACUGUGAGACAAACUGAUGCUGAGCUGAACUAUAUUUGCUCUGAUCUCGAGGAACUGGAUCUGAAUAUUGGUGUCACAGGGAACUCUGGCAACUGUUUAGGUUCUACUUCUGAUUUUGUAGGAGGGUUCUUUUCUAAUACAGUGAACUCAGCUGCAGGCAAUAUGUCAACUCAGAGUGGUGUUUCUUCAGCUGAGUUAAAUGGUGUUGCCAUAAAAGAUGGUUCUGGGUAUCUGCCUUCACGACAGCAUUUGGAAAACCCUGAGCAAUCCUUAGAAGUAUUUAUUGAGAAGCCUAAAACUCUUACAGAGACUGUGGGGGAUAAUGUCAACAGAAACAUAUUGAAAAGUAAAGGAAAUCCUGAAGAAGACUGUCAGUUGCAUGGGCAGGAAAACAUGGAAAUAAAAGCAACAUCUACCCCUGUGAAACAAGAAGGAAGACCAAAUCAUGCAGCUCCUUUCAGUGCAGAGAUUCUGGAAGGCAGCUACAGUGGGAACUGCAGUCACAAAGAUGGUUCACAACUAAGCAUACUCUUCGAAGUAAAACGUGUGGAGCUGCAGGAUCCUACUGUGCUUUUCUGUGUCUGGGUAGUGAAAGACCUUCUGCAGAGCCAGAAAGAAGCAGCAGCAAAGACUCAGCUUUUGCUGUCCAGUCUAGCAAGCUCGACCCAGUCUGUUCUAGAUCUUUCCACACACAGUCUUGGAGAAGCCAUUAAAUCAUCUUCGCUCUCUGAGAAUUCCCGAAGAGCUGAAGAGCUUGAAAGAUUAAGGGCCUGUGAGGGAGAGUAUACCAAACAUUAUCACGCUCUCAGCCUCAUUGGCAAAGGAUCUUUUGGCUUUGUCUGGACUGCCAGGAGCAAGACAAAUCAUCAGGAGGCUGUUGUGAAGUUCAUCUGGAAGGAGAGGGUGCUUGAGGACUGCUGGGUAGAUGAUCCCGAUGUGGGGCGAGUUACUCAAGAAAUAGCAAUCCUGUUGAAGCUGCAGCACCCCAAUAUCAUUAAGGUGCUGGAUGUGUUUGAAAAUGAACGUUUCUUCCAGCUGGUGAUGGAGAAGCACGGAUCUGGUCUGGAUCUCUUUACAUUCAUUGAUAAUCAGCCUGAUUUGGAUGAGCCAUUAGCAAGCUAUCUAUUCAGACAGCUUGUGUCAGCUGUUGGGUACCUCCACUGUAGAAACAUCCUUCACAGAGAUAUCAAGGAUGAAAACAUUGUCAUUGCUGAAGAUUUCACAAUUAAACUGGUGGACUUUGGUUCUGCUGCCUACCUGCAACCUGGCAAACUGUUUUACACCUUCUGUGGGACAAUCGAAUACUGCUCACCAGAAGUGCUGUCUGGCAAACCGUACCAUGGCCCAGAGCUGGAGAUGUGGUCACUUGGUGUCACCCUUUAUACCCUAAUAUUUGCAGAGAAUCCCUUCUGUGAGCUGGAAGAGGCCAUGGCAGCUGUCCUGAAUUUUCCUCGGCCUGUGUCAAAAGAUCUCAUGAAUCUGAUCGUGGGGCUGCUGCACCCUGCUCCAGAGCAGCGCACAACUCUAGCAAUGCUGGUGGAGGAUCCUUGGCUGAAGCAGCCUGUGAACCUGGGUGAUUACACCUGGGAGGAGGUGUACGUCUCUGCUGGGGCAGAAAGCAAUGGAUUGAGAAAUGGUUCUGUUGAGUGCUCACACAGAGACAGACCCUCAGCUCCUCGUGUGAAGAGUGAGCCGUGCCUGAGUGCUUCCAGCUGUGUGCGUGCAGAUCCCUCCUGGGAAGGAGCUGCAGCUGCGAGGUGUCAGGGCUGGAGCCUGGGGAGUCCCUGCAGCCGCUCCCUGCAGCAGCCCCUGCCUGUGCAGCGCUAACUCCCUAACUGCAGGGCGUGUGGUAACACUCAGGAAGCAACAGGAAUUAAUUUCAAGCACUUCUCUCUUUGUAGAAAGAGAGAAGUAGGAAUUCUUGAGAAAUCCUGAGAGCAAUAACAGAGAUUUCCUAUGAUGGAGCCUUGUGAGUGAACCACUUUCUGUUGUCUAUUGAGGCAGCCUGACAUCAUGAUGCCUUUUUUUUUUUUUUCGUCUAGCCUGUGUAAUGCAGGAGCUCCCACCACACUCCCUUCUGUUCUUCCCAGAAUGGGUGGCUAAGCUGUAUGCAGAGCUUGCAAACCCUGCUAUCACAGGAGCAGAUUACUCAGCAGUGUAAGUUCUGACCCUUUUAGACACUGCAGCCCAGGGUCUGCCCUUGCCUUGGCCUUGGGUUUUGCCUCACAGAGGCUGUGUCAGAAGCUUCUCUAGCUAACAGGCUUGUAAUUGUUCUUUACCUAGGAAGGGAUUUAAAGCUGCAAGAGAUUUUUUUUUGUCUUCUUUUAUUGUUCAUAGCUCAGAGUAUAUUUUUAUUGGCUGUUUUGACUUUUAUAUGUAGUUUUACUCUUUCUGAAAAAAAAACUUAUGAAUAAACACACGUACGCUUUUGUUGGUUGACUGACUGCU
Molecule: messenger RNA, 4739 nt
Organism: Meleagris gallopavo (turkey)
Lineage: Eukaryota; Metazoa; Chordata; Aves; Galliformes; Phasianidae
Gene: PASK
Product: PAS domain containing serine/threonine kinase
Biological process (GO): negative regulation of glycogen biosynthetic process; intracellular signal transduction; regulation of DNA-templated transcription
Cellular component (GO): nucleus; cytoplasm; cytosol
Molecular function (GO): protein serine/threonine kinase activity; ATP binding
Source: RefSeq, a predicted model, not a curated record